AUGUCUUACGAAGGCAUGUAACAAAAAAAGAUAACAUUUAUUAUUGCUCCUUUCUAGAGAAGACGAAAAAUGAUUGCCAACAGGAAAUAUCGAUAACUAUGAGUUUGCUCGAAGUAUUGUCUUUCGAAUAUACGUUUUUCCAGUUGUAUUUCGUUGUUUAAGACUCGGCCAUCAUCUGUAGAAACACAAACAGCCCUCAUCUUCAUGUCAGCUUCUUUAUUAUUUUAGACUAUCCCCUCUUACGACCACCAUCUGCAUGCAUGCCGACGUUGUUCCGGUCGCCGUACCAAGAAAAAUCUGCGAUCAUCGAGUUAAGCGGGUGUAAACUACCCUCUUGAUGUCUUCCUCGGAUCCGCUUUCGCUUAAAAAAAAUCCCCCUCUCCCUUGGUGCGAAAAUUCAUCGCGCGCCAUCAUCAAAAGUGUAUGUACAAACGUUUGUUUUUCUAACUUAAAAAACACAUGUUUACUCGUUUCGUUCGAAUGUUAUUUCUCGUGUUUCCUUGCGUAGGCAAAUAAUGAAAUUAACUGAAACAACAAACAGACCAGAGUGAAAUGGGAAUGUCGAUGUCUGCUUAAAAAAAAAAAAAAAAAAAAAAGAAAAAAACUCAACGACAACGAUCCAAGUGUCGCGAGUCACGGUAAUAAUUAAAAGAACAACGCGUUUGAAAGUGAAGAGAAAUGAGAAGAGAAAUUAACGAGCUCUGUUGUUAGGAGUCGUUUGACGCAUGGGCGAGAAAAUACUUCGGAGAAAAAGAAGCGGCGCUAUUCUUGCGUCCAGGUGUGAGCCUGUAACGCCAGUGUAAAUAUACAACACUUACGCCAUUCUGACGGAGCCUCUUCGAAAACUAUUAACGUAUCCCGCUGUGUGUUGCGGCUUUGCCGAUCAUUUUUCCGUUCCGACCUAUUUCUCUUUCUACUUGGCCGUGUUUUCGCCCCUUCGAGACAUUAAGUGGCACGUGUUAAAGAACUUAAUCAGGUAGCCAUCAAUGUUAAACAACCACCACAGUGAUCAUCGUUCAUUUACCACUGUUGAAAGAUUACUGUCACUCGAGGAUAGUCACUUUAUCCCUUCAGACUGGGCUUUUCUAUGUUGUCAAAUAAUCAUAAAAAAUAAAUAGUCUUUAAAUUAAGCUUUAACCAGUUUUAAAAGUUAGAGACUUUGAUAUUAUCAACUAAAUUAAUUUGGAUGUUGGAAAAUGUUACAUUCUUAUUCCCUGCUCUCUUUCCAUUCGUAUGAUAUCAUUUAGUAAGUUUUAAUAGUCAUAAUUUAAGCUAUAAUUAGCAUUUAAAGAUUGCACGGUGUACGUUAUCUGCAGAUUUAAAAAUCUGUCAUAUUUUCUGUAGUUAUUCAAUAUCCUGAAAAUUUAUAA
Messenger RNA from Heterotrigona itama, 1370 nucleotides. The record is from the annotation of a GenBank genome assembly. Lineage: Eukaryota; Metazoa; Arthropoda; Insecta; Hymenoptera; Apidae.